Molecule: messenger RNA, 2035 nt
Organism: Girardinichthys multiradiatus
Lineage: Eukaryota; Metazoa; Chordata; Actinopteri; Cyprinodontiformes; Goodeidae
Product: gastrula zinc finger protein XlCGF28.1-like
Exons: 2
Coding region: 131-1624 (497 amino acids)
Biological process (GO): regulation of cytokine production; negative regulation of transcription by RNA polymerase II; regulation of immune system process
Source: RefSeq, a predicted model, not a curated record
GCCACAGUAAGGCAACAAGACAGCGUCAUUAAUUCAAUUCCUGUGUCUGUCAGGAGAAUUAGCUUAUUUUAGCUCAUUCUGGCUUAAAGAGUUAUUAAAACAACGACAGACCGCUGGUGCCGAAGAAGAAAUGGACUCAGAUCACAGGCUGCUGGAUCUGCCCCGAAGUUCCCAAAUAACCCGACACGGAACAGACCAUCCAUGUCAUGUUUGGAAGGAGAAGAAUUUCACAGAUCAUCAAGAUGGGAACUCCAGUGUGGACAAGGAGAAAUCAGAACCUGUGCAGAUAAAAGAAGAAUGGGAUGAACUUAAAUUGCUGCAGAUGACUGAUAGUACGAAGAAGCAGGAACUUGGUUCUGUAACCGAGAACCAAACGGCACUACACCAUCAACAGAUAAAAGAAGAACAGGUGGAACUACAAAUACUGCAGGUAAAAGAAGACCAAGUGGAACCUCAAGGUGUGCAGAUGACAACGGACAAGGUGGAACAAGAGCCUAUGAAUAAAUCUCAGAACCAGGAGGAGCUACAGCAUCAGCAGAUAAAAGUAGAACCAGAGGAUGGGGAUAUUUUGCAGGUGAAAGUAGAAGAGAUGGAAAUCUGUAUUAGUCAGGAUGAGGAGAAGCUUUUGCUGAAGCAGGAGACUGAUUCCUUUGAAGAAAAAGACUAUGGAGAACCAGAACCAAUCAGGAACCAACUCGUCUCUCAGGACUUUCCAGAGGCUGAGACCCAUAAUCAGGAAGGGAGCAAUCCUGAAGACUCAGAAUCAAGCCGAGAUGAGAACCUGUAUUCUUGUGAAGUAUGUGAUAAAUAUUUUACACUCAGUAGUUACUUAAAUGAUCACAUGAGAACCCACACAGGUGAGAAGGGUUUCACGUGUCUGACCUGUGGAAAAACGUUCACUCAGAGGUGCAAUCUAACCCGUCACAUGAGAGCCCACACUGGUGAGAGGCCUUAUCCGUGUGAAGUGUGUGGUAAAGGUUUCAACGACAGCGGUGAUUUAACUCGUCACAUGAGAACCCACACAGGUGAGAAGCCUUUCUCAUGUGUGACCUGUGGGAAGGGUUUUACCAGGCAAAUCAGCCUGACUGCCCACAUGAGAAUACACACGGGCGAGAAACCUUACCCUUGUCUGUCGUGUGGGAAAAGUUUCACUCAAAGCAGCGCAUUAACCGUCCACAUGAGAACCCACACAGGUGAGAAGCCGUAUCCCUGCGGGGUGUGUGGGAAACGUUUUUCCCGGAGCUGUCACCUAAAUGUUCACAUGAUAACUCACACAGGUGAGACAUUCCCAUGUCUCACCUGCGGUAAACAUUUCACUCACAACAGUGCCUUAAAUGUCCAUAUGAGAAUUCACACGGGCGAGAAGCCUUACCCGUGUGGGUUGUGUGGUAAGUCCUUCUCUCGGAGUAGCCUCUUGACAGUUCACAUGAGAACGCACUCGGGGGAGAAGCCCUACCCGUGUGAAGUGUGCGGAAAGUACUUCUCACGGCGCAGCCACCUGACGGAUCACAUGAGAACGCACACGGGGGAGAAGCCUUUCUCCUGUCAGACCUGUGGAAAGUGUUUCAGCGGCAGGCACAGUUUGAAGUUUCACAUGGGAACUCACACACGUGAAAAUCUUUAACCUUGUGAAUCCCAGAAAGCAUCCAGUGGGGAAGCUGGAGUCUGUAGUUCAUCGAGCUGCACUACUAACUGGGGCACUUGUGUAAAUAGUUGGUCUUGAAAGGUAAAUAAGGGUAAAAAUGUGGCUGUCUGUUGUUAAGAAGUUACAAUUAUGUAAUAAUAAAUAAUGGCAAUACUUACAUUUAUAAACUGUUAGAACCUAGGCUUUUAAAAAAUAUAUAUAUAUAAAUAUAGAUAUAAAACACACAUUUUCCAAUUAAGGUUAUUAUGAAUUAUUACGGGCUGUACGGUGGCGCAGUUGGUAGCACUGUUGCCUUGCAGCAAGAAGGUCCUGGGUUCGAUUCCCAACCGGGGGUCUUUCUGCAUGGAGUUUGCAUGUUCUCCCCGUGCAUGCGUGGGUUCUCACCGGGUA